UGUGUUGGGGUGAAUAGUCAGAGUCAUGAGAGACCUGUCCCAAGCCUCCUCUCAAAAAACCUCCAAAAAGCACUCCUCACCCAAUUUUACCUCUGACAGAAACAUGCCAAAGGUCUGCUUGGUGGGACCCCAGACUCCAGCUGGCACCAGCCCGUAACAAUUACACAGAGAAUGAAGAAGUGACUCUGAGCUGCAACAAUGGUUUCCAGCCAUCCUUCACCCAUAUCAAAUGUGCAAACAGGGUUCAGCCAUUGAAUUAUUCCAUAUCUCUAAAGGAAGACGUGUGGCUGGGGAGAAAGAGCAGUGGUGUGUGGAUUCAAGUUCAGGGGAACAUAGUGUGCAUUGAGACAUGCCAAAAACCCCACUGGGACUUCAGACUCCAGCUGGCACCAGACCAGGAGAGUUACAGGAAGAAUGAAGAAGUGAUUCUGAGCUGUCCCAAGGGUUUCCAGCCACCCUUCACCCAUGUCAAAUGUACAGGAAAAGUUCUGUCUGUUAUCAAUGGAAAACCUAUGCACAGAGAAACUUGGACUGGAAAGGACAGCAGAGGCAAUGUGAUCAAUAUUCAGCCCAAGUUUAGGGUACAGUGCCUUGAGAAAUGCCAGAAGCCUCAGUGGGACUCCAGGUUUAUCUUUGACCAAGAACAGGGGAUCUUCAACCCAAAUGAAGUGGUGAAGAUACAGUGCCCUGAGGGGUACUGGCCUCCACACAUGGAGAUCAAAUGUGUGACACUGAAGCCAAGGGAAGGUUCCAUGAUUCCUCGUAGUGGCUGGAUAGUGAGGAAUGGCACAAGCGCCUGGCACCCUAUGGAAAGGAACUUGACCUGUGUGGAUGUCCUCCAGGUUGACCAUGAGACCCUGGAGGUUUCCAGCACCAGCAUCAAACUGAACUGGACCUGCAGGCUCCCUCGUAUGUGCCCACUUAUUUGGGCCAGAUGCCGGCUGGAGCACCAUUCCUCCUUGAACUGUAAGGCUGAGGAGGUGAAGGUAGAGGAGAAACUGCAAGGCAAGGAGGGAACUUUCACCUGCUCCCCUCUGCAGCCCUUCACUGUCUACAGUGUCACCAUCUCCCUGCUGCCUAGCACAAUCCUGUACACACGGCUCAUCAUGACAAAGGAAAUAGUGCCAGACAAGCCAGAGAAGCUGUGGGUGGAUUCCAGCACGGGGUCCCUCAGGUGGAAGGCACUGCCCUCCUGCAAAGGGAAGAUCAUUGGAUACCAGCUGAACAUCACCACCAUGAGAGCAGAGGACGGCAGCUUCCUUGAAUUCAGUCAGGUGUUGGUGAACCAGUCUGUCUCUGAGUAUGUGCCACCUCAUCACACAGCUGGCAGCAAAUACCUGGUGACAGUGCAGGGCCUGACAGCUGCUGGGGCUGGGGCUGCAUCACAACUGGAAUUCCAAACCUACGUCAUGGUUUCAGGGCAGCCUGUGGGCCCUUGGCCUGGGUCAGCAGUCACUGUAGUGGUGGUGGUGCUGCUGUUAAUCCCCUUGUCUGCUGGGAUCAUCUGGUUCAUGCUGUUCAGAAAAAAGAAGGCCUUGCCCAGCAAAGCUGAGGAGGAUCAGUACACAGAGCUCCAGCCCUAUGAGAAUGUACAUGGGGAUAAUUACUGUGUGAUUGAGACUUUUCAUGAGAAGGAUGCAGGUAAGUUUGGCCAGGCUGGAGAGACAUUUCCCCAGCCUCUGCCUGUUCACGAGAGUCAGCAGUGAGGAAGAAGAGCAGCUGGAGUGGACAUCUGAGGCACUUCCCUUCUCAAGGCUUGGUCCUACACCACCGGAAGCAUGGCAAUGAAUUAUCUCAUGAAUUAUUGCUUCCCCCCAAAAUUUUCUUCUUCAUCAAGCUCCAGAAUCCUCUGCCACAGCACAGGAGCAGUUUAAGGCAUGGGAUGACCUCCUCACGACAGCAAGGAUAUGUCCUCGUAGUUCUCCAGUGCUUUGGCAUAGCCAUCUCACCAGCGUCUUGGUGCUUGCAAAUAUUCCCUGAGAAUGGAGGAGCUCACAACUCCUCUUUCCAACCUUGUCCUUGUAUCCAUCGAGACCCUGUCCUCUGCUUGAGUUAGGCCUAGCUGUGCUGUCUUGGCCACUGUGCUGCUGUGUCUGAAAAAAAACAAUAAAUUGUUCUGGUUUUCUGGCUGCCUGGC
Serinus canaria (Common canary) is the source of this 2137-nucleotide messenger RNA. RefSeq lists its product as uncharacterized. The transcript is spliced from 10 exons. The record is from RefSeq and is a predicted model, not a curated record. Gene Ontology annotation, molecular function: protein binding. The coding region runs from base 513 to 1706 and encodes 397 amino acids. NCBI's taxonomy places the organism in Eukaryota, Metazoa, Chordata, Aves, Passeriformes, Fringillidae.